Grammomys surdaster is the source of this 3624-nucleotide messenger RNA. It is a transcript of the gene Bend7, whose product is annotated as BEN domain containing 7. NCBI's taxonomy places the organism in Eukaryota, Metazoa, Chordata, Mammalia, Rodentia, Muridae. Gene Ontology annotation, molecular function: DNA binding. Bases 13 to 1311 code for a protein of 432 amino acids. The transcript has 9 exons. The record is from RefSeq and is a predicted model, not a curated record.
CUUGCCCGCACCAUGGAGUUCUCGGAGAGGAAAAGAAGCAGGAAAUCCCAGAGCUUCAAACUGGUGAGCCGAGAUUAUCACCAUGAGGUGUAUAAAAUCUCAGAAUUCAGCAACGAUGUUAAUGGGGAGACCAAAGAGACACAACCCAUUUUCCUAGGAGACGAAAGCAUGGAAAUUAAAAAACAAAUUACAGGGAUGAGAAGAUUACUGAAUGACAGCGCUGGAAGGAUAUAUCAACGUGUUGGCAAAGAAGGGGAAAAAUUAAAAGAAGAGCCGCAGGAUGUGGAUUUAGUCUGGCCUCAGCGGUUGAAUUCCUCCUCCGAGGCCCCACAGGGGCCUCCUUCACGUGGGACAUGGAAUGAACUACCAACCCAAAGCGGCCAGUUCUCAGGGCAGUCUGGUCCACGUUCUAGACCCUUCCAGAGUCAGCCCCGUAUCUCUGCAAGUUCCAAUGGAGAACUUCCAGGGGUGAAUUCGACAGUUGGAUCCAACUGCUGUACUUGUAACUGCCAGUCAACCUUGCAGGCCAUUCUCCAAGAACUCAAGACCAUGAGGAAAUUAAUGCAGUUUCAAGCAGUUGGAACUCAAAACAGACAACAACCCCCAAUUUCCCUUAUAUGCUCCCAGCGAACCGCCGUCUCACGCAAGAGAAAUAAAAAGAAAAAAGUGCUCCCGAAGACUGUGGAACCGGUGACGACUGUGAAACCAAAGCCCAGUCCCUUGGAAAUUGAGAAGAAGCCAGCAGCUGUGGCCACAAGGCCACCUUGUCUCCAAGCUGCAGAGCGCAUUUCCACCGAGGAGAACCACGUCUUGGGAUUUGGCAUUGUUCUGGAAUCGCCGUCCUCAGAUCCAGAAGUGCAACUUGCUGAAGGCUUCGAUGUAUUUAUGCCCAAAUCUCAGCUGGACUCUAUACUGUCAAACUACACUCGCUCAGGAAGCCUUCUGUUUAGAAAACUGGUGUGUGCGUUUUUUGAUGACAAGACUUUGGCUAACUCCUUACCCAAUGGGAAGAGGAAAAGAGGGCUCAAUGACAACCGGAAAGGACUAGACCAAAACAUUGUCGGUGCAAUAAAAGUCUUUACAGAAAAUUACUGUACUGCGAAUCAUGUGGAUAAACUUCCUGGCCCCAGAGACUGGGUACAGAUUCUACAGGAUCAGAUUAAACUGGCCAGAAGAAGGUUGAAAAGAGGCUCAGCAGAGGUAGCUGACGGUGAUGAAAGACUGGACGGCAUCUCUCUACCCCCAACAGGUCAUACAUUUGUUACCAGGAGAGAGACUCCAGAGGACCCAGAACGAAGUUCUGUUGCCUAGACUUGCAUUCUAGAACGCUCUUUGUUUCCUCCAAGGUCCGUGUAACAGUUGCUGAUCCUGCAGUGUGGGUGUUCUGUGGUGGCUUGUCCUGUCUGAAUAAUUUCUUUGUAACACGUGGUAUCACAAAUCCAGUUUGGCAUAAUAUUUUUUUAAAGAACCAUGCUUACAGUUGUUACCCUGUAAGCAUCCAGCGUGUGUGUGACCCAUCGUAAAGAAGCCAUCUCCUUCCUGUUCCUGUCCGUUCACAGCCUCACUGUCUUUCUAAACAUAUUUAUUUUAUUGUGAAUUGCUUAGCUGCAUGCAGAGAGGAAACCUUCUCUCCCAGGACUGACAGAGGUUACAAAGCAGUGCUAACUAGCCCCUCUUCAGCUUAGAGAAGGAAACAGUUGUUCUGAGAGACAGGGGAGCUCCUGCCUGGCCAGUGAAGUUGUUUGUGACGUCAUAGGAACCCGGAGCAGACAUUCGGGACUGGAGAAGUACAUAUGAUGUACGAAUUCUUAAGAAAUAAAAUCUUUCACAUAAUUUAUGAUGAUGUAAUGACAAAAAUAAAUAAAUAACUCAAAGUAACCAGCCAUCUGCUUGGGAGCUGUCAAACAUUUAAAUAUGGUUUUAACUGAGCAGCCUUGGCUUUGACCCUGUUUUCAUGUUCAUUCUGUAGUCUGGUCCCUCACUCUUGCCUUCUACUUUUUGUAAGACUAAAUAUGAGGAAAAGAAUCUGGGUUUAUUUUAAAGAAAUCAUUGCUGUGGGGAUAUUUGUUUUACAGACAUAUUUACCUCCACUUUUUUUUUUGCUAGUGAAAUAGUGCAUUGAAAAUACCACCUUACGCCGGGCAGUGGUGGCACAUGACUUUAAUCCCAGCACUUGGGAAGCAGAGGCAGGAGGAUUUCUGAGUUCAAGGCCAGCCUGGUCUACAGAGUGAGUUCCAGGACAGCCAGGGCUACACAGAGAAACCCUGUCUCGAAAAAAAAAAAAAAGAAAGAAAAGAAAGAAAAUACCACCUUAGAAAACCUUGCCUUUUCACCUUAUUUAUCAUGUAAAGCAAAUUGCCUCGAAUCUUGGGCACUGGACACAAAGGCCAAAAUUGCCAUAAAAUAAAAUGUGACUCUCAUCCACCAAACCCCAGAGAUAAAAAUCUGCCAGGACAAAAGCUUGGGCUUUUCCCUACUAUUGUUGCGGUGAUGGGUUAAAGCCAACAGUUAGCGUGCUCCAAGGACCAAGUCCCACCCUGUGAUUUCCCAGUGAGAGGGCCGAGAAGUGUGUACAAGGCUGCCUAGGACCAGGGUUCCGUUGGUGGCCAGCUGGCCAUAGAACCUGGAUGUCCUUAGGACCCUGUCCAGUGUACUGCGUCACGGAACACAGAACACUAAAGAUAGGACCAGAGCAGUAUUCCACUGAGACCAGCUAGUGAGGAUGAUAGGCCAUAUAUAUCCCUGGAAUGUGACAAAACAUGCCUCUAGGUGUUGCUGGUACAGUCAGUCUCUCGAGGAGACAGCAACAUCUCACAGAUGCACCUUUUACUUCUCUCCGUUUGGAAGCUAUGAGAAUGGCUUGGAAAUGACUCCCAUCCUGCACUACUUGUCAGCUACCAGUUUCUGUUCCCGCUGCCCCUAAUCCCUGUUUUAUGGAGCAACCUGUCUGAUGAGCUGCAGACAGACCAGGACUCUCAUUCACUCUGCAGCAGAUCCUGAAAAAAAUUGUCUUCUGCCUCCCAGAAUGAAAUACUCCUCCAGGGGACGAGAGAAGCCGAAUUAGUGCCCUUUACUCUAUUAAAUGAUGGUGAAUUUGGUUUUAGUACAGGAAGAACAUGGACUCACAACUGGAGGCCUGUUGGGUGUACACUGUAAACCUUCAGAAAACACUUUCUUCUGAGCCUGGGUGACAACUUGGAGUUGUCAGUUCUUGAGGAGGGGUGGGAUUGUUUGGCUCACAGAUAAGUACAAUAGGUUCACAGAUUGGGAAGGCAGAUUAAAACUAUAACAGUAAAACCAUGUUUUGUAAGUUUACAUUGUAUUUGUGUUAACUUACCGUGACUACUGUUCAACUUUGUUUAGAAACCCUUUUUAUAGGCUUUCUUAGCAAAAAAAUAAAAAAGUCCAUAUCUAUGGAUGAUAUGUCUCAAUCUUCUGUACAUAUGUUUUAUUAAUAUGUAAAUAUUCAGAUUUUUUAAAAUUAUGAUGUUCUUUUAAAAGAAUUCAAUGCAAAGCUAGUUGUGAAAAUGGUGUGUAACACUGUGUUGUGAUUUCAACUCCCAAGAUGCCCUUUAUGUCCAUUAUGGAAAAAUACAAUAAAUUACUUUAAUUGAAUGCACACGA